AUGGCCAGCGCGCCCGCCGCUGAUCAGAGCCAUGGUCUCCACAAUCCAUCACAGCACAAUGGCCUCCUCCUCCCUUCCGCCCUCCCUCGACCGACCACGUCCGCGUCUUCAGCCCCUUCGCCGCGUCCGCCCUCUGGCCUCUCUGCUUCCUCCUCGACAUAUCCCAACAAGCCCUAUGACGGCCACAACGACGGCGCUGGUGUGAGGAAGUCGCAUUCGCACUCCGUCUCGUCGAACCCUCACACACUGGCGUCAUCCAAGGGCAGCCUCUCUCCUGACAACAAGGAAAGACAGCGCGCUAUUCGAACCCUCCCGCCAUGGGUACAGACUGCAGAUGAAGACGACAACGCGGACCCAACAUCCCUGCUUCUCCCCAGAACCCCUACGAGCGUCCGCCCCGCCUCCCACAAUUACAUGCCAGCACCAAAGGCCAACGCUGUACCUGGGCGACAUUUCGAUCACGCAAGAGAGGGCACGCCUGUGACGAUCAACUCUCCGGUCAGCGAACAUGCGUCAAAAUGGCAGCGGUUUGCUAAGGCGUCCGACUAUGAUCAUGUCAGGCCCCCAUCGUCGCGAGGGCAGGUGGUGGAUGAUGAAUGGAUGAAGGAGAACCUUCCAGACCUGGAAACACCAUGGGAGCCUAUAGACAAGGAGGAACGCGAAGCAGAAGAGGGAUUCUGGCUGUUAAAUGCUAGUAAACGCCGCCGACGGUUCGCGAAAGCCCAUGAGGUCCUGAUGAACCACCCCAUGGUGCCCGCUCUGAUUCGGCUGGUCGUAUUCACCUUCUCCGCCCUUGCACUCGGACUUGCGGGCUCGAUUUUCAGACAGUCAAAGCAUGCUGGUUGCGAGAACAGCUCGUCCACGUGGCUUGCCUUGAUAGUUGACAUUGUUGCCAUCUUCUACACCGUGUACAUUACCUACGACGAGUACACUUCCAGACCGCUCGGCCUUCGCUCGCACAACGCGAAGAUGCGGCUCAUCUUCCUAGAUCUCCUAUUCAUCGUUUUUGAUUCCGCCAACCUCAGCUUGGCAUUCCGGGCACUCACUGACGAACGUUGGGCGUGCCGCUCCACUGAGGAGCCAGAUUUCGACUACUGUCCUUUUGAUAACGCCAUCUGCGCGAGGCAGAAAGCAUUGACUGCGACGCUUCUCAUAGCGCUUGUUGCUUGGCUAUGUACAUUUGCUAUUAGCACGCUCCGACUCAUUGAAAGGGUGGCUCGAUAG
Messenger RNA from Westerdykella ornata, 1224 nucleotides. RefSeq lists its product as uncharacterized. The coding region runs from base 1 to 1224 and encodes 407 amino acids. Gene Ontology annotation, biological process: positive regulation of catalytic activity. Lineage: Eukaryota; Fungi; Ascomycota; Dothideomycetes; Pleosporales; Sporormiaceae. Gene Ontology annotation, cellular component: fungal-type vacuole; cell periphery. The record is from RefSeq and is a predicted model, not a curated record. The transcript is spliced from 2 exons.